GAUGAGGACUGCUUGGCCACGGGCCAGGACGCAGGUGCCAGCUGGGUUCAGAUGAAGACAACCAAGGUUGAGAACGCCAAAGCAGCGAAAGAUGUUAAUGACAACGGAUACUACUACUACAAGCGCGGCGGCGAUCUUGGCGGCACCAACACGAUCACUUGGUCCGUCCCGUCAGAUAUCUCGAAUCCUUCCUGGGUCUGGGAAAACGAGCUGGAUGAGCAAAUCCGUCAUUCCCCGCUGAUUGAUGACAAGAAGAACAUCUACGUGGCUGGAACGCAGCGAUUGCGAAAGUUCAGCCCUGACGGGAAGCUAUUGUGGCUCUUUGUUCAGGACGAGAAGUCGAACACGUCUCCCACCAUGGGGAACGGUGUGAUCUACUUCCGCGUGGGCCAGGGUAGCGGCAUCAAUCGUGUCUAUGCCCUCAGCAUGGAGUCUGGUGAAGUCUUGUUCAACACCACCAUUGCAGGCUUUGACUAUGGACCAGACUCACAGUCGCUCCUACUGGCUGGAGGUCGUCUUUUCCUUCCAGCUCUGGCAAGAGCCCUUCAAGGAGGUUGCGAUUCAGUGAUUGCAGUGAACUCCUCGAACGGUGAGCAACUCUGGUCCUACACGACGGACAAAGUGAUGUGGAACUUCUCCCCCAGCACGCCGGAUGGUGGAAAGAGCCUCACCUUUUCCAGCACUUGCGGUGUUUUUCAUAAGCUGAACGCCGAGGAUGGUCAGCUGAUCUUCAAGACUGGUUACGACGGCGACGUUGGG
Molecule: messenger RNA, 759 nt
Organism: Symbiodinium pilosum
Lineage: Eukaryota; Dinophyceae; Suessiales; Symbiodiniaceae
Source: the annotation of a GenBank genome assembly